Molecule: messenger RNA, 522 nt
Organism: Cladocopium goreaui
Lineage: Eukaryota; Dinophyceae; Suessiales; Symbiodiniaceae
Source: the annotation of a GenBank genome assembly
UCAACAGGGACAGACAGUAGAACCAAUUUCGCUGGAUGGAAGUGCAACUUCCAGAGAUUCCGUUGAAGCUGCUGAGUGUCUUUGUGGAUGUCGAUGGCGAAAUCCGCGUGAAAGAGGAUUUUCUCAGAGAGGUCCUGAGUAGCUUUCGAAGCUCCUUUGGAGAGGUCGUAGAUCUGCUCCGUGGGGAGUUUGUGGAGGAGGUCAAUGCUGUUCGAAGUGGAGUAGAAAGCUCGCAAGAGCAACUGCUUCAGGACAUGCAAAAGAACUAUUCUUCAACAAAGGAGUUCAAGGAUUUGGAGGCGUUCGUGCAGCGUCUUGACAACGACAUGAUGAACAUACAGCGGCAGCUGAAAUCCAACGACCAGAAGUUUGGCUGUGGCUUGCAGCUCAAACAGACGAACACCGCCUCCUUUUCUCAACGGCCUCUGCAGCCUGGCAAUCUGUAGACAUCGGCGGAAUGAAGGCAACGCGCCCGUGGAUCUGGCGAGAGAGGAGUGCCAGACGGAAAUCUUGAACUUGCUG